This is a messenger RNA of Guillardia theta CCMP2712, 4656 nucleotides long. RefSeq lists its product as hypothetical. Bases 1 to 4656 code for a protein of 1551 amino acids. The record is from RefSeq and is a predicted model, not a curated record. Gene Ontology annotation, cellular component: endoplasmic reticulum. The transcript is spliced from 8 exons. Gene Ontology annotation, molecular function: UDP-glucose:glycoprotein glucosyltransferase activity. NCBI's taxonomy places the organism in Eukaryota, Cryptophyceae, Pyrenomonadales, Geminigeraceae.
AUGGUUCAAUCAAGGAGCGAGACCAUGCCCAAGAAUGCACUGAAGAUUCCGAUAGUCCUUUGCCUCAUCCUGCUUGUUCAAAGCGUGUGCUCUUCUCCUUCCAAGAGCAAAUUUGUCGAUGUGUCGGUUGUGGCACCAUGGGCGCCGACUCCGUUGAUCAUUGAGGCCAGUGAAUACUUUGCGGAUAAAGCGGAUGAAGGGAAGUUUUGGGAGUUUGUUGAGUCCUUACCCAACGAUAUCUAUGAGAAGACGGACAAGCAGCACUACGACACUUCGAUCGAACUGGCCUCCAAGAUCGUCUCUAAUGUUCAACUUAGUCUCAUCAAGUUUGCUCUUUCCAUCAGGAAUUUUUCCCCGAAGCUGCAAGCAUACAAGCAGCUGUGGCAAGCAGCGUUGAAUUUCGGAUGCUCGAUCAAGGACAAGGAUGGCGCGGUGGUUCUUAUCGGGGGGAAGUGCGUCAGCGAUCCGAGCCUCUUGAGAGACGCGAUCGAGUCCUGUCACCCAGCCAAAGCUGGAGUUUCAGCUCCUUCCAUUCAAGAGUUCGAUCAUAUCUACCCAUCCCCCUCCAGCCCCUCUCAUUGCUCCACUGCUUUCUUGUACGCUACCAUCGGCACUCAGGCGUUUGUCAACUUCCACAAGUAUUUGUCUCAGGCUGCUGCUGCUGGCGAUGUCAAGUACGUUUUUCGCCACAGCUGGCCGGGGGCGAGGGAGGAGGAGGAGAAGGCGCAUCAAGACAUGCUGCUGCAGGGUUACGGCGUCGAGUUGGCGAUCAAGAACAUGGAGUAUAAAGCUGUGGAUGACCGGCACAAGGAAGGGGAGGCGGGGUCGAGCUUGGAGGACGACUUGGAGGAUGAAGUCGGAGGAUUCGAUUUCAAGACUCUGCUGCAGAGGAAACCGAAUCUCGAAGUUGAGCUCCUCUCCUUUCGCGAUCGCCUCCUGUCAGAGGCGAAGAGUGACGAAGGCACAGACAUCAAGGUCUGGGCUCUGAAAGACUUGGGAAUUCAAGCUUCGCAGAGAAUCCUCCAGGCCGAUGAGCCUCUGCGGCUGAUACGCGAUCUGAGUCACAAUCUGCCUGCAGUGGUUUCCUCCAUCUCAAGAAUGCGCGUGAACGCAUCCGUGAGGGCGGAGUUGGAAAACAACAGAAACUUCAUACAACCAGGAGCAAACAUGGUGCAUGUGAAUGGCCGACAGCUGCAGAAAGACGAUAUGAAUCCUUUUUCCCUUUAUCGAUUCAUCAGGCAUGAGAUCAACGUGAUCGAAAAGUUCAUGCAGCUCGGAAUGGACUCCCGCUCAACCAAGAAGAUUCUGUAUGCUCCUGCUGAACAGAUGGAGGGAGGAGGAAGCACCUUCAAGAUUGACGUGAAGAACGACAACUUCGUCAUGUGGAUGAACGAUCUCGAGAAGGACGACAUGUACAGGCAGUGGCCUCGUUCUCUUGACACUCUCCUCCAGCGAGGUUGGCCCGGGCAGCUGCGAUUCAUCGCCAGGAACAUCUGGACGGCAAUUUUCCUUGUAGACCCGUCGGACAUGCAGUCCCUCACCUUCCUUUCCUGGGCUUUCGAACAGAUGGAGCAGCAGCUUCCCGUCCGCUUCGGUGUCGCUUUCAAGUACAGUAAGUCCCUCGACGAGCAAUGGGAGGCAUCGCCGCGCAACGCCGAGAGCGAGGAUGAAGCAGAGGAGCUGGGGGACGCGGUGAUCUUGCACCGACUGUUCAGAGCCCUUCACCUCGGACAUGGAGGUCGGGCUGCCUGGUCGUUCCUGGCGAUUUACGCCGAAGGAAUGCAGACAGCCGGGAAGGCAUCGAAGAGCGAGGUGAGAAAGGACUCGUUCAAGCGGGCCGCCAAGAUGUUUCGAGCCCAGUACCGAGAUGCAGACGGGAAACUGAUGAGGGCCAAGUACAAGCCUUCCCUCCUCAACUCCACUCAUGACGCGUUUCUCAAGAAGAGCACGGAGUUCGUCGAGAGGAGUGGGUUGAGCUUGACCGAGCCCGUCUGCGUCCUCAAUGGAAACGUCCUCGCCGGGCAAGCGCUGGACCCGAACCAGUUCCACUACAUGCUGCAGAUGCAGAUGAUGGUGCUGCAGAGGAUGGCGUACUUCGGUCAGCUGGAUGAAAGGCGCGAUCUUCACAACCAGAUCAUCAACCACAAUGGGAAGGCGCACAGGAGGUUUCAUGCUCAGAUCGUCUCGGGGCCUGCGACCUCGAGGCAGAUGCUCAAGGCGGAAGUCUCGACGAAGACGAUGGAGGAUCUUGAUCGCAUCCCCUUCUUCCUGUGCGGCAAGGACGACGGGUCGAUGAGGGGAGUCACCCACAUCGUCGCCCUUGACCUCUCGUCCAAGAUCGGACGCGACCUGCUGGUCGCCUCUGCCAAGAGGAUGUCACAAACGUCCUCCGACAGGUGCAAACGCGUUCGGCUGGCGUACCUGGACAACUCUGAGGGGUCACCGGAAGCCGAAGGAGCCUUCUCAGUGCUGGUUGAGGCCAUCAGGUCCAUGAAGAACGACAAGGAUAAGGGGAACAAGUUCCUGGAGCUGUGCAGGACGAUCGUGAAAUUGCUGGACGAGUCUGCAUGGUCGACCGCUCAGGCUCAUGAGGAGGUCAAGACGUUGAUGGAGGCUGCGGAGAAGAGCAAGGAGGGCGGGUUGAGCAAGGCGGACAUGAAGAGGAUGAUCUCCGACUGGUUCCAGCUGACCGCGGGGGAGAGCGCCGUGUCGACAUCCGGGAGAGUCUUUAAGGUGACGGCGGACGUUGCCUUCCGGAUGGGAGACUUUGUGCUGGCGGAGGACACGGAGUGGAACGACAGGUCGAAGCACGUCAGCUCCGUCCUCGACGUCGCCUCCUUCUCCAUCUCCUCGGACAAGGUGACGAGCGAGUACAUCAGCUCUAUCGCCCUGCUGGGGUCCAACAUGAUCGGCAUCGAGAGGAACGAUAACAUCCAGCGGACGGACCAGGAGGCCAACAGGCAGUGGACUAGCAGGAUGACAGGGUUCAAGGUUGGCCCUGAGGACUCGAUCCUCCAAGUCCUGGCCUUCAUCGACCCGCUCUGUGCGGAGGCUCAACGUCUGUCGCCCAUGCUCAUGGCGCUGGCAGAUGCCUUCGGGGCCCACAUCCACGUCAUCCUCAACCCCGUGGCUGAGGUUGGCUCGCUCCCGAUCAAGGGCUACUACCGCUACGUGCUGAAGCCUCAGCUGGAGUUUGACGAGGAAGGCAAGCUGGUGUCCAACACCCGCGCGACCUUCUCCAACCUCCCAAUGUCAAAGUUGCUCUCGAUGAUCAUCCACCCCCCCGACGCCUGGUUCGUCUCUGCCUCUCAGGCCGUCCACGACAUCGACAACAUCCUGCUCGAGAAGCUGUCGGCACACGAGACUGUCCUCUCGGCCGUCUACCGCCUCGACCACAUCCUCGUCACGGGGCACUGUAUCGAUGACAGGCGAGAGCCUCCAGCUGGCCUCCAGCUGAACUUGAACCUUCUUGACGAGCACGCGGCCAAGGGCAAGUCGAAGCUGGUGUCAGACACGCUUGUCAUGAGCAACCUCGGGUACUACCAGCUCAAGGCCAGGCCGGGAAUUUUUAACCUGACGAUGGCGGAGGGCAAGUCAUCGGAGAUCUACGAGAUAGAAGACAAGGGAAACUUCGGCUCCUCCCGCGUGAUCUCCGUCCUCUCUUGGGAACCUGACGCGUUUCCGACGAGCGUUAGGAAGCGCAAGGGGCAGGAGAGCAAGAGCCUGCAAGACGCCAAGGGAGGACGAGACGGGGAUGGAUCUGUGUGGUCCUCCCUCAGCAACUGGUUUUCAGGUGACUCGGCCACGGCCGAGCAGGCCGUGACAGACAAGUCGGGGGAGGACACGAUACAUGUCUUUUCCCUGGCGUCAGGGCACCUGUACGAGCGUUUCCUCAAGAUCAUGAUGCUGUCGGUGGUUCGCAACACAAAGUCCCACGUCAAGUUCUGGCUGCUGCAGAACUUCCUGUCCCCGCAGUUCAAGGCCUUCAUCCCCCGCAUGGCCAAGAACUUCGGGUUCGACUACGAGCUCGUGACUUAUAAGUGGCCGUCGUGGCUGCACGAGCAGACGGAGAAGCAGCGCAUCAUCUGGGGAUAUAAGAUCCUUAUGCUCGACGUGCUCUUUCCCCUCUCGGUCCCCAAGAUCAUCUACAUCGACUCUGAUCAGGUCGUCAGGUCGGACCUCAAACAGCUCUGGGACAUGAAUCUGCGCGGGAGGCCGUACGCCUACACGCCCUUCUGUGACGAUAAGAGGGAGAUCGAAGGCUAUCGCUUCUGGAAGCAAGGCUUCUGGCAGACCCACCUCGGAGACAUGAAGUACCACAUCAGCGCCCUCUACGUGGUCGACCUGAACCGGUUCAGAGCCAUCGGAGCUGGGGACGAGCUCAGGGUUGUCUACUCCCAGCUCUCCCGGGACCCCAACAGCCUGGCUAACCUGGACCAGGACCUGCCCAACUACGCGCAGCACUCGGUGCCGAUCUUCUCGCUGCCGCAGGAGUGGCUGUGGUGUGAGACCUGGUGCUCGAACUCGACCAAGGUGAAGGCCAAGACCAUCGACCUCUGCAACAACCCGAUGACCAAGGAGCCGAAGCUCGACCAGGCGCGGAGGAUCAUCGGGGAGUGGGAGGAGCUGGACAAGACUAUCAGCUCGCUGGAGUGA